Molecule: messenger RNA, 579 nt
Organism: Gongylonema pulchrum
Lineage: Eukaryota; Metazoa; Nematoda; Chromadorea; Rhabditida; Gongylonematidae
Source: the annotation of a GenBank genome assembly
AUGUUGUUGUUCCCCGUCGAUCAGCCGCGCAGUAGGCGGGCCGGACUGCGCAAUUGGCCACGAGGGCGGGAACGUCCGGAGCGCGAACGACGCCGAUUCAUUUCGCUUGCACGAGGACGGUCUUCGGCGUCGAUUCAGUGUUGUUGUUCCCCGUCGAUCAGCCGCGCAGUGGGCGGGCCGGACUGCGCAAUUGGCCACGAGGGCGGGAACGUCCGGAGCGCGAACGACGCCGAUUUAUUUCGCUUGCACGAGGACGGUCGUGAUGUUGCUGGUGGUGGAAGCGGCAGUGUCGACGGCGGUGCGGGAGGCGUCGGUGGCGGUGCUGGCGAUGAAUUUCACGGUUGGCGGAGUAUCGAGAACAGUACCAGGAGCUGCUACUGCUGCUGCCGCUGCUGCUUCUCGUGCACGAGUUUUCCCGCGGGUGGAAGUGGUGCUGGCAGCAGCGGUGGCGGUAUGUGGGGCGGCGGUGGUGUUGUGAGCGGUGGCGGGUACGUUUGUAUUUUAAUACCGCUGCGGCAGAUUCAAACACGCUCGCCUGUUUCCGGCGCAAUGAGCUGCUACUGCUGCUGCCGCUGCUGA